UCUAGGACGGGCUGGCCUCCGCGGGCGGGGGCGGCGAGCUGAGCGCGCGCGGAGCCGGCGGGCGGAGAGCGGCGCGGACAUGGCCGCGCGGGGCCGGCGCGCCUGGCUCAGCGUGCUGCUCGGGCUGGUGCUGGGCUUCGUGCUGGCCUCGCGCCUCGUCCUGCCCCGCGCCUCCGAGCUGAAGCGAGCGGGCCCGCGGCGCCGCGCCAGCCCCGAGGGCUGCCGGGCCGGGCAGGCGGCGGCGGGUUCGCAGGUCGGCGGGGCGCGGAGCGAUGCGCGCGGGGCGCAGCCUUGGCCCCACGGCUCGGCUCCCGAGGGCGGCCCGCGCGACCGGAACUUUCUCUUCGUGGGAGUCAUGACCGCCCAGAAAUACCUGCAGACCCGCGCCGUGGCCGUCUACAGGACGUGGUCCAAGACGAUCCCCGGGAAAGUGGAGUUCUUCUCGAGCGAGGGCUCCGACACGUCCCUCCCGAUCCCCGUCGUGCCGCUGCGGGGCGUGGACGACUCGUACCCGCCGCAGAAGAAGUCCUUCAUGAUGCUCAAGUACAUGCACGACCACUACCUGGACCAGUACGAGUGGUUCAUGCGGGCGGACGACGACGUGUACAUCAAGGGGGACCGGCUGGAGAGCUUCCUGCGCAGCCUCAACAGCAGCGAGCCCCUGUUCCUGGGCCAGACGGGCCUGGGUACCACGGAGGAGAUGGGCAAGCUGGCCCUGGAGCCCGGCGAGAACUUCUGCAUGGGGGGGCCCGGCGUGAUCCUGAGCCGCGAGGUGCUGCGCAGGAUGGUCCCCCACAUCGGCAAGUGCCUGCGGGAGAUGUACACGACCCACGAGGACGUGGAGGUGGGCCGCUGCGUGCGGCGGUUCGCGGGCGUGCAGUGCGUCUGGUCCUACGAGAUGCAGCAGCUGUUCUACGAGAACUACGAGCAGAACAAAAAGGGCUACAUCCGGGACCUGCACAACAGCAAGAUCCACCGCGCCAUCACGCUGCACCCCAACAAGAGCCCGCCCUACCAGUACCGCCUGCACAGCUACGUGCUGAGCGGCCGCAUCGCCGCGCUGCGCCACCGCACCAUCCAGCUGCACCGCGAGAUCGUGCUCAUGGGCCGCUACGGCGGCGGCGAGACGCACAAGGACGACCUGCAGCUGGGCGCGCCCCCGUCCUUCACCCGCUUCCAGCCCCGCCAGCGCGAGGAGAUCCUGGAGUGGGAGUUCCUGACGGGCCGGCACCUGUACUCGGCCGCCGACGGCCAGCCCCCCCGGCGGGGGAUGGACUCGGCGCAGCGGGAGGCCCUGGACGACAUCGUCAUGCAGGUCAUGGAGAUGAUCAACGCCAACGCCAAGGCCCGGGGCCGCGUCAUCGACUUCAAGGAGAUCCAGUACGGCUACCGGCGCGUCAACCCCACGUACGGCGCCGAGUACAUCCUGGACCUGCUGCUGCUGUACAAGCGGCACAAGGGCAAGAAGGUGACGGUGCCGGUGCGGAGGCACGCCUACCUGCAGCAGAGCUUCAGCAGGAUCCAGUUCGCCGAGCACGAGGAGCUGGACGCCGAGGCGCUGGCGGACCAGAUGAACCAGGAGGCGGGCUCGCUGUCCUUCCUGUCCAACUCGCUCCGGAGGCUGGUCCCGUUCCCGCUGCCCGGCGCCCGCGGCGAGCGCAGGGAGCCCGGGGAGACCAAGGUCAACGUCCUGGUCCCGCUGUCGGGCCGCUUCGACAUGUUCGCCCGGUUCAUGGGCAACUUCGAGAAGACGUGCCUGGCGCCCGGCCAGAACGUCAAGCUGGUGCUGCUGCUUUUCAACUCGGACUCGAACCCGGACAAGGCCAAGCAGGUGGAGCUGAUGCGGGACUACCGCCUGCGCUACCCCAAGGCCGACAUGCAGAUCCUGCCCGUGUCCGGCGCGUUCUCGCGGGCCCUGGCCCUCGAGGUGGGGUCCUCGCAGUUCCGCAACGACUCGCUGCUCUUCUUCUGCGACGUGGACCUCGUGUUCACGGCGGACUUCCUGCAGCGGUGCCGGGCCAACGCGGCGCCGGGCCGGCAGGUCUACUUCCCCAUCAUCUUCAGCCAGUACGACCCCAAGAUCGUGUACGGCGGCAAGGCCCCCGGCGGCGGCGGCGGCGACGGCCACUUCGCCCUGACGCGCAAGGCGGGCUUCUGGAGGAACUACGGGUUCGGCGUCACCUGCAUCUACAAGGGCGACCUGGUCCGCGCCGGCGGCUUCGACGUGUCCAUCCAGGGCUGGGGCCUGGAGGACGUGGACCUCUUCAACAAGGUGGUGCGGGCCGGCCUCCGGCCCUUCCGCAGCCAGGAGGUCGGGGUGGUCCACGUGCAUCACCCCGUGUUCUGCGACCCCAACCUGGACCCCAGGCAGUACAAGAUGUGCCUGGGCUCCAAGGCGGCCACCUACGGGUCCGCGCAGCAGCUGGCCGAGAUGUGGCUGGAGAAGAACGAGCCGGGGUACAGCAAGGGCGGCCACACCAACGGCUCGGCCAGGACAGCCUGACGUCCGGCCCCCCCCCCCCCC
Molecule: messenger RNA, 2524 nt
Organism: Eptesicus fuscus (big brown bat)
Lineage: Eukaryota; Metazoa; Chordata; Mammalia; Chiroptera; Vespertilionidae
Gene: CHSY1
Product: chondroitin sulfate synthase 1
Exons: 3
Coding region: 80-2503 (807 amino acids)
Cellular component (GO): Golgi cisterna membrane
Molecular function (GO): glucuronosyl-N-acetylgalactosaminyl-proteoglycan 4-beta-N-acetylgalactosaminyltransferase activity
Source: RefSeq, a predicted model, not a curated record